Messenger RNA from Engraulis encrasicolus (European anchovy), 737 nucleotides. It is a transcript of the gene coxfa4l3, whose product is annotated as chromosome 22 C15orf48 homolog. The coding region runs from base 66 to 320 and encodes 84 amino acids. Lineage: Eukaryota; Metazoa; Chordata; Actinopteri; Clupeiformes; Engraulidae. The record is from RefSeq and is a predicted model, not a curated record. The transcript is spliced from 5 exons.
CUUGAACACACAACUGGCGACAUAGAGAUAGAUACUGAAGAAAAACUGAAAAGGCUAUAGGAGAGAUGUCCGCAUUUUUUCAGCUAUUAAGGAAGAGGAAAGAGCUGAUCCCGCUAAUUGGGUUCGUGGGUAUGGCGGCAGGUGGGGCAGCCUGUGCAUCAAUCUACUUCUUAUUAACCAAGACUGAUGUAGUAAUUAAUCGGUCGGGGCCAGAACCUUGGGAGAGGAUAGAUCCAUCCAAACCACAAAAGUUCAUAACCAUUAACCAGCAGUGGAAGCCAGUGCCAGAGCUGGAGUAUGUGAAGAGCCUGACCAAGUGAACUCACCAUCAGCACACGCACACACACACACACACACACACACACACACACACACACACACACACACACACACAUAACAGUACAAAACCCACCUCCACAUGCAUCUGCACCAAUCGGAAUUGUGCUCACCAAUCUGGAAUUCAUCUGCACCAAUAGGAACCCUCCUCACCUGUCUGGGGGGAUACACCUGCACCAAUCAGCAUUCUCCAUCCUCACCAGUCUGAUGGAAACCUUUCCGCACUGACUAUCGCUCAUGGGCCACCAGUGUGCGGAAAAGCUUCUGUUAAAUUGGUGGGUCAAUCACAGCCUUAACUUGAGUGCAGUUUUCUUUAUGCAUGCAUGCAGCAGGACUAUGCCUUCUAUCUGUAUUUAUUUAUAGAAAUGCCCACAAUGCAUAUUUUCAUGUAAGUUGGCGUA